Molecule: messenger RNA, 1258 nt
Organism: Physella acuta
Lineage: Eukaryota; Metazoa; Mollusca; Gastropoda; Physidae
Product: dimethyladenosine transferase 1, mitochondrial
Biological process (GO): transcription initiation at mitochondrial promoter; rRNA methylation
Cellular component (GO): mitochondrial matrix
Molecular function (GO): mitochondrial transcription factor activity; rRNA (adenine-N6,N6-)-dimethyltransferase activity
Source: RefSeq, a predicted model, not a curated record
GCCUAUAUUGGUAUAUUUAGCCAUUGAUUUUGGUUUAUUAUUCAGUUAUCUAUAAUAUUUGACACAAAUAUAUCACAAUAUAUUUCUAUUAAAGUCUUGACAAUGAGAAAACAUGGCAUUUACUCAGCGACUACCUCCCCUUCCCACAAUUCAAGAAAUUAUUCGAAUUUAUGGACUAAGAGCUAAAAAGAAUCUGUCUCAAAAUUUUCUUCUUGAUCUUAAUUUAACAAGAAAAAUGGUCAAAUCGGCUGGGAAUUUGAAUGGUGCUUUUGUCAUUGAAGUAGGCCCUGGUCCAGGGGGCAUUACUCGUUCACUUAUCAAUACCAAUGCUUCAAAAAUUGUAGCAGUUGAAAAAGAUAGAAGGUUUAUGCCAAGUCUUCAGGUAUUAUCUGCAGCAAGCAAAGGAAGGCUGGACGUUAUUCUCGGUGAUAUAAUGGACACAGAUUUGAUAAGUUUAAUACCCCCUGAACUACACGCUGAAUGGCACAGUUCACCACCUAAGGUUCAUAUCAUUGGCAAUUUACCAUUCAGCAUCGCAACUCCACUGAUCAUCCAGUGGUUGAGGAACAUUUCAGAAAAGUCAGCAGCAUGGCGCUUAGGCAGAGUCCCCUUAACUCUAACAUUUCAAAAAGAAGUUGCGGAGAGAAUAGUUGCUCCUCCCAAAUCAGAACACAGGUGUCGUCUUUCAGUAAUGUGCCAAUAUUUGUGUGAUGUUAAACUACAGUUCAUAAUACCAGGAAAAGCCUUUGUUCCACCCCCUGAGGUUGAUGUAGGAAUUGUAACAUGCAUACCCAAAGUGGAGCCAUUAAUUCAGCAACCAUUUAAGUUGGUGGAAAAAGUUAACCGCCAUCUCUUCCACUUACCCAAUAAAUAUUUUACAAAGACUUUGAGCACACUGUUCCCAUUGGUUAGAGAAGACCUGUGUUACAAUAUACUAGAGACAACAGGUCUUGAUCCCAAGCUUAGAGCAUUUGAAAUGACUAUGGAAGAUAUAAGGAAAGUGUGUGAUGCCUAUGCAGGAAUCAUUGAGAAAGAGCCGCAGUUGUUUGAGUAUGAUUUCAGAAGUAAAGUCGAUUCUAAAGAGAGGAGGUACGAGGGUAAUUUAAUACUGGCGCUAGAGGAAAAGCUGAUGCAGAAAAGGGAGGAUAACUCUGAAGACUCAGGCGUUGAAAGUUCUAAGAUUGGUUAAUGGAUAUAAAUGGUAUGGGUAGGAUUGGUAAUUGGUGAUUUGUGAGCAGUUUCUUCCAGGCAUCUCUUU